Messenger RNA from Heterobasidion irregulare TC 32-1, 2463 nucleotides. RefSeq lists its product as uncharacterized. NCBI's taxonomy places the organism in Eukaryota, Fungi, Basidiomycota, Agaricomycetes, Russulales, Bondarzewiaceae. The transcript is spliced from 10 exons. Gene Ontology annotation, molecular function: lipid binding. Bases 1 to 2463 code for a protein of 820 amino acids. The record is from RefSeq and is a predicted model, not a curated record.
AUGUCUCUCCCUCUCGCAACCGCAUCCACCGCAGAACAUCCCCCCGCCGGCGCAGUCACGUCCCCCGUCGACAAGAAGGCAAAAGAUGCAGACGUAGACCGCAAGCUCCGGUUCUAUGGCGUCAUCGAGGCCUUCCGCCAAGGCAGAUACCCCUCUAACAAGCAGAUCGACAGCACCCUCAAACACCUCCUCGACUCGUCUCCCGUAGACCAGUCGAAACUUUCUCCAGAGGGUCGCAAGCUCAUUCAGGACUCGCGCGAUGUCAUCGAGACCGCCCGUCUCAUGGUUGAGAAGAAGAAUGCAGACGAGCUCUUUCAAACAUUUCUCUGGCAUACCCGGAACGUCGACUUUGACAAGGCGAAGAAAGACCCCAGCGAGGUCCUCCCCGUCGACAAGGAAAAGUCUACCCAGGACAGCCAGCAAGCCGCGCAGCAUUUGCGUACCCUCUUCUCCCUUAUCGCCACGAACUCGGAAGUGCGCAAGCUCCUUUCCGACUUUUCUCUCAUUGGUCGUGACCUCCUCGCUCGCUCCGCCGCGCACGCCGCAGAGUCCGUCCGUCCGCACCCCGAUGCCCUCGCCGGCGUCGAUCGCCCCGCACCCAAUGACCAGUUCCAGACCGCCGGCGGGCGCCAGGUAGGUCCCGACGAAACUCCGGUCUUGGAAGCAAAUGUUCCGGGCACGGACACCACCCUCCGUCACCAUCCCAAACAGGGGACUGAGGUUGAGCAGGAUGGAGAGAUCAGGGACCCUAGCGACGUGGCCGAUGACGCACGAGCUCAGGCUUCUCAAGCCAAGGAGAGAGCCAAAGGAACCGCGGCAGACACGGCAGGAGACUUUGGAGAACAAGUUCAAGACGACAAUGUUGACCCUGAAGUCAAGAAGCAAGGCUUCAAGGCUCGUUUGCAAGGCAUGAAGGACGGGCUCUCAGAUCGCAUACCCCAAGAACACAAGGACAACGCUAACGCUAAGUAUGAACGAGGUCGCAAGUUUCUCGCGGAAGAAUACUUCCCCGAGGAACGUCGAGAUCAGUUCAUCUACCGUGGCAAGAAGGCCAUUAUUGAGUGCCAGAAACAUAACGAUUAUCAAGAGAGCAUUCAGUGGUUACUGGCUUACGUCGAAGAGUAUGCAGGCCAUGGAAAGAGUAUAGCCCACAGUGGCAAGGAAUCUCGUGGGCAGUUAACCCAGGAUCCCGCGUUGCAUCAAGCGACCAAGGAGAUCCGAACGCUUCUUGAGCGUUUUGCUAACGGCCAAAGUCUCGAGAUCAUUAUCAACGCCAUCGACAGGCUCAUUCAAGACGCACGGCACGACGAGGACUUCCGCCACUGGUUCUCCUCCGUAGACGCGUAUUCACGCAAGGUCUUGCUUGAGCCGGGUUACGUCCUCGAGGACUCGUGCAACACGGAAGGCCGUGAGCUACGCGAGUCGGGACGCCGUUUCUAUGAUGACAAGUACAAAGCGCACUUUGAUGGGCUGUUCGAGAGUAUCGGUCAAUGGUUCCGCGCGAUGGGCGAAGAUCCGUUGAACAAGCGCUUUGGAGAUGAUUGGGCACGGCUAACUCGUGAUCUGCUGUUCGACAGCGAAGGCAGCUUGAAGUUCAAGCCAGACCUGUGGAUGGAUGUACGCAAGGUGAUCUUGCCCGCAAUCGUCGACCAGGUUGGCUACGUCCCCAUUCCGCGUAUCGAAUAUACGGAUGAUAUGCUGGACCUCGUAGUUGAGAACCUCACGCUUCAAGGCCGGAAUCUCUUCCCCAAUGUUGUGUCGGUUGAGGCGCACAAUUAUAUGAAAUUUUCGCCUUACAAUGCGAUCACAGACGAACAUCACCAUGAGUUCACGCUUACAUUGGGCCACAUCCAAGCAGACAUGCGUGACGUCGCGUUCUACUUCAGGAAGAAGUCUGGGUUCCCGAAGAUCUCGGAUUCUGGCCUGGCGGACGUGCUAUUGGGAGGACAGGGUUUGACGGCCACAAUACACCUCGUUUCGGCCGACAAGGAUCGCACCUCGGUUUUCAAAGUAAAGAACGUCCACGUCAAGGUUGACUCGCUCAAGUUCUCGAUCCGCGACUCGAAGCAUGACACGCUUUACAAAACUCUGCGCCCGCUCGCGACGGGCCUCAUAAAGAGGCAGAUUCAAAAGGCUGUCGCGGACGCGAUCACCACUGGUAUGGAAUAUAUUGAUGGUCAGCUUGUCGGCGUGCGCGAUCGCAUGCGCGAGGCGCACGAGAGCGAGGAUGGUAGCCGGACGAAGGCGCUGCAAGAGACGUUCCAGCAGAAGAAAGACGAGGCGAGUAGUCUCAAGACCAGCAGUAAGGAGAGCCACAGCCAGUUCAAGGUCGUUGCCAAGCGCGACUCGGCGAUCAUGAAGGACACAGGUCAUCCGUCUGGAUGGGCGAACCGCGUGCAGGAGAAGACCGACAGCGCCAAGGAGGGCGAGGAGUGGCGGUCAAAGGCAUUUGAUAUCGUUUGA